GAGUCGUAUUUAAUGUGUCGUUUGCGGUCGGGUGCGACUUGUUUAAAAAGUUUCUGUUGCGGCAAAUCCGCUAUGGUACGCAUCGAGGGCACAGCGGAAGCAAUGGUGGUGCCCAGACGAACCUCUUUCUCGAUCAGCAGCCUCAUCCACGGCGGGGAGAAUGACGAGAGCGUGCCGGUCGGUGGCAGCGCCACCCCGCCGGAGUGCCCGCGGGACUUCAGCCGGCGAGACGUCGCCACCCCUCCCGAUUCCAAACCGAGCAGCACCCCUGCAGAAUCCCCGGUGGCUUCCACACCACCUUCGCCGGCUAAAUCCACAGCGGCUACAACAACAACACCAACGAAAUCGAAGGGUUCAGAUGAUAAAAAGUCGACGUUCGAGAAACCUCCCUUCAGUUACAAUGCCCUCAUCAUGAUGGCGAUCCGACAAAGUCCGGAAAAGAGACUGACGUUAAAUGGCAUCUACGAGUUCAUCAUGAAGAAUUUCCCUUAUUACCGCGAGAACAAGCAAGGCUGGCAGAACUCUAUUCGUCACAAUCUCAGCCUCAACAAGUGUUUCGUCAAAGUACCCAGACACUAUGAUGAUCCUGGGAAAGGAAAUUAUUGGAUGUUAGAUCCUAGUUCGGACGAUGUUUUCAUCGGUGGAACAACUGGCAAACUUCGUCGGCGGACGACAGCUGCUUCUAGAAGUCGCUUGGCAGCUUUCAAGCGUGCUGGCGCACCUGUGUUCCAUGCUGGACUCAAUCCUGGUCUCCAUCCUCACGAUAAAUCCGCCUUGGGCUGGUCCCUGGCAGGAUAUGGUGGUUUCCACACACCUGGAGGUCUCCUGUCUUUCAAGUAUCCCUAUUCAAGCCUAGCCACAAAUAUGACAACACUUCAGAACCCCAAACCCACGGGAUUCAGUGUGGACAGACUCCUCGGGGCUGAAUCUGCCGCAAAUCUGCACGCGCCUUUAUGGUCCAGUCUCGCUGCCUGCCCUCCUGGCUGUGCCCCCCUAGGACUUGGUGCAGCUCAGGGCUACUCGGCGAUGCCUGGAUGUGGCUACCUUUUCUCGUCUCUAGUCAACCCUGGACAGGCCCUAUAUGACCUGCAUGCCCUAAGGACAGUCUCAGCCCUGAAUUGCCAAGCUGCUAGCCAGUCCAGAACUGUCAGUCAAAGUUCCACAUCAGCGAGUCCUGAGAGCUCUACGACCAUCUAUAAGCCAAUCCCAAUCAUGUCCAAACAGAGCUAGUGAUGUGUAAGUCCCAGUGCUUAUUGUCAAGUCGUGUAAAUAAAAUUCCCGCUUAGAAUUGUACAGUGUAAAUAUCUUGCCAGAUUUUUCCUAUGCAAAAAAAGACAUUCACAUUUUUGAACUGUGCAAAGACGACAAAAGACAGACUUUAAUGGCUCUUGUAAAAACUCUUGCUCUUGUAAAAAGAGUGGACGAUCAACUUAGCAAACUAAAGACGUCUGAGUGACAGUUUGUGGACCUUUGCUCCUGUCAUAUAAACUCUCCUAUUUAUUUUUAUUUUUUGUUCGAGGGCAAGAUCGAAUGCGAAUCCUACAUAUCUAUCAACAGGUAACUUUAACAGUUUGUUCAAUAUAAAAGCAAGUUCCUUAGAUAAGAUAUCUUAGAAUAAAAGUGCAUACUUUUAUGCAUAUAAUAUUUAAAGGAAUAUGUGUGCAUCUUUAAAAAAAUGUCAGUGAUAUAUAGCAGAACAAUUUUCCACAGUAAUAGCCGAUUCUGUACUUUUCUUAAAAAUUUGUUUAAACUACAGACAAAUUCUUAGUGCCUUUAUAAUGAUAAAUUUUUUUCCUUGUUAAUUUUGUUAUGCUAAUUACUUUUGAAUCUUUACACAAUUAUUCUUAUGAAUUCUUUCUAUAAUUUGCUAUAUUCCUUUAUAAAUCUUUAAAGUGUUAUAUAUUGAUUCUUCGAAAAUCAUUCGAUUCUCUAUUUCUGUUUAUACAAACCAUGCUAUCCUAGUAAGGUUAUUAUGCAAACUAUACAAAGUUCCUGGACUAUAAGUAUUAUAGAUGGUGAUUUUUGAAUUGUUUUACUUUGAUGAUCUUUAAAAUAGAAUGCAAUAAUUCUACACGAAUUUUGAAUGUCUAAUAAUAAUCUUUUUCUUACAUCUUAAUUAAAGUGUAAAAUGAAAUCUCUUAAUUAUUUUACUGGAAAUAUUUCAUAGUGUGUAUUCAUGAAUGUUAAAAAUAAGUACUUAAUCAGUUAUAUGCACGUGAUUUUGAAUAUGUUGUACUGUAUCCGUGAUAUAUUGCUUUAAACAUUUCUUUUGUGACUCAGCUUAAAAGCAAAAUAUAGAUGUUAUGACAAGGAAUAUAAUGUGUUUUUAUUUCUGCUACUGAAAGGUAAAACUUUUCAAGAUUUUAUGUUAUUUUUUACUAGGACUGAGGUACCUAAAGUCUGAGCGCACACAAAGUUUAUAGAAUAUUCUAAAAAUGACAAAUAUUUCGCCAGUGUGUUGCCACUGUAUUAAUUGCCAUUGAAACUUGCUGAAUUAUAGACAGUAUAUAAUUUUAUAUAGAAAUGAAUAAAAUAUUGACAUUUAAAAUUCA
Messenger RNA from Argiope bruennichi, 2552 nucleotides. RefSeq names its product forkhead box protein G1-like. Gene Ontology annotation, biological process: regulation of transcription by RNA polymerase II. The transcript has a single exon. NCBI's taxonomy places the organism in Eukaryota, Metazoa, Arthropoda, Arachnida, Araneae, Araneidae. Gene Ontology annotation, cellular component: nucleus. Bases 13 to 1230 code for a protein of 405 amino acids. Gene Ontology annotation, molecular function: DNA-binding transcription factor activity; sequence-specific double-stranded DNA binding. The record is from RefSeq and is a predicted model, not a curated record.